AUGUCUUUUAAUUCCAGAUCAAAGGAAUUCAUUGUAAACAACGAAGAAUCUAGUUCUAAUGCAGAAGAGAAUACAUCAAAAUUCUAUUCUGUAGAUCGAAUAUUAAAAUGUCGAUUCAGAAAUAAUAAGAUAGAAUACUUACUUAAGUGGACUGGCUACUCUCGAAGAUACAAUUCUUGGGAACCCAUAGACUAUCUUAAUUGUGACAAAUUAAUUAAAGAUUUCAAAGAUUCUGAAGCAAAAAAGAAAAUAGAAGAAUAA
This is a messenger RNA of Macrosiphum euphorbiae (potato aphid), 261 nucleotides long. Lineage: Eukaryota; Metazoa; Arthropoda; Insecta; Hemiptera; Aphididae. The record is from the annotation of a GenBank genome assembly.